Messenger RNA from Cuscuta epithymum, 1988 nucleotides. NCBI's taxonomy places the organism in Eukaryota, Viridiplantae, Streptophyta, Magnoliopsida, Solanales, Convolvulaceae. The record is from the annotation of a GenBank genome assembly.
GGUCGCCUCUGUUCACAACUGAACACUGAUCUUCUUUCGCCAGUCGACAAGCCAAUUCCUACUCCCUGCAACAUAGAACAUCCAAAUGUUGAGAGCGAUUUCUCAGUUACGAUGCCAACAGUUCACCCUCAGAGCAGCGCACCUCUUCCUGCCGCACCCACCGUCCUGCUUCCGCUCGCUCUCAUUUUCGCCGCCGCUGCUGCAGAGGCGUCAAGAUGAGGAUCGACACGAUGAGUGCAGCAAAUUCCCAUCAAAUAUACUGGUAGUGCAGCCCCGAUUAAAGCCCGAUUCGGCUUUGAAACUCAAGCUUGAAGAAGCUCUCAAUCUUGCCAAUUCCCUUGAAGAACAACGAGAUGGGUCCUACGAAACCGAGUUCUCUGAGAAAUCGAUUCCCCCUCAUAUCGUUGUGCAGAACCCUGCCGCGAAACACCCUCGUGCUGAUACAUACUUUGGCGUUGGGACAGUAAACACAAUAAAGUGCCAUAUAAAUGCGUUGGACUCGGAGGGGGGAGUGGAUGCAGUUUUUGUUAAUGCAAUGCUUUCUGGAGUCCAGCAGAGGAAUUUGGCACGUGAAUGGGGUAAACCUGUUAUUGAUCGUGUAGGUCUUAUCAUAGAAAUAUUUAAUGCGCAUGCGCAGACAAAGGAAGCAAAGUUACAGGCUGAGUUAGCAGCACUGAUGUAUAAGAAGAGUCUACUUGUACGGUCACGUGGUCCCGGUGGGCGCUCUUCUUUCGGUGCAAUGGGAGAAGCAGAGGUUGUUAGUGCUAGAGGGAGAGGAAGUGGAGGACGUGGUUUUAUUAGUGGUUCUGGAGAGUCAGAAUUGCAACUCCAGCGGCGAAGAAUUUUAGAGCGUCGUAUGCAAUUGUUAUCUGAAAUAAAAGAGGUUCGGCGUACGAGAGCCUUGCAACGUGCAUCUCGGAAGCGACAUGGAGGAGGGUCAAAUGGCCACAGCAUUGCUACCGUUGCUGUUGUGGGUUAUACAAAUGCUGGCAAAUCUACGCUAGUGAGUGCCCUUACGGACAGCUAUCUCUAUAGUGAUGAUCGACUGUUUGCAACGGUUGACCCGAAGUUAAGCAGUGUUAUUCUGCCAUCAGGCAAGAAGGUUCUUUUAAGUGAUACAGUCGGAUUUAUAUCAGAUUUGCCUGUACAGCUAGUGGAAGCAUUUCAUGCAACAUUGGAAGAGGUUGUGGAAGCUGAUGUGCUUAUGCAUGUGCUAGAUUCAAGUGCACCAAAUUUGGAUGAACAACGGGAGACUGUGUUGCAAGUUCUUGAGCAGAUUGGUGUAUCUGAGGAGAAGCUUGAAAAUAUGAUCGAAGUUUGGAACAAGAUUGACAUUGAAGAAGGGAAACGCCAUUUUGUUGAAUGUGACAACGAAGAAGUUGAAGAGGAAGAAAAUGAUGAAAUUGAUGAUCAAGAUAUGGGUCCUGAAGGGGAACUAGAAGCUGAAAAAGGUGACCUCUCAGACACCUGGUUAGCCUCAGACGGUGAACAAGAUGACUUGUGGGUUGACUAUGACGACUCCACCAUUGGAUCUGGGGAUUCAAACGCCUCUUGGGCGGCACCCUCCCAGGGUUGGAUGAGGAGUAGAGAAAGAAAUUUACGGUCUCAACCCCUUAGUUCACAUGUCAAAACAUCAGCGAUUACUGGAGUUGGGUUGCAGGAGUUGCUCGAGGUGAUAGAUGAGAAGGUGAAUCGGGUGUCACAUGAUGCACCGGAAUCAACCAUCUUCGGACGCAAAUGGCGGCCCCUCCAGACAGAAGAUGCUGCUGAUGUGUCAAUUGGACGGUGAUCAUAUGAAUAAGUACUCCUUGGUAGCUUUAUCUUUCACCAUUCACUAACCAAACAAUGCAAUUUGAACUUGUUUGGUUUUAAAAGGGCGAAGUGGUUCAGCUAGUUGCCUAGUUGUUGCUGAAUUAGAUGGAUCAUUGAAUUAUAAAAAAAAAUCACUACGUAUAUUGGAAGUCCAUUUUAUUGAAAAAAUUAAAAGG